Sinocyclocheilus rhinocerous is the source of this 1912-nucleotide messenger RNA. RefSeq names its product gamma-aminobutyric acid receptor subunit beta-2-like. The record is from RefSeq and is a predicted model, not a curated record. NCBI's taxonomy places the organism in Eukaryota, Metazoa, Chordata, Actinopteri, Cypriniformes, Cyprinidae. Gene Ontology annotation, cellular component: membrane. Gene Ontology annotation, biological process: monoatomic ion transmembrane transport. Bases 47 to 1528 code for a protein of 493 amino acids. The transcript has 10 exons. Gene Ontology annotation, molecular function: GABA-A receptor activity; extracellular ligand-gated monoatomic ion channel activity.
GUUGGAUCUUCUCUGUCUUCACGGAAACCAGAAACCAUACAAAAGUAUGGCGAUCUUUAGAAUAAGACAAAAGAGCUUCGUGCGCGUCUGGACGUUUUCCGCGAUAGUGGCCGUGGUGUGUGCGCAAAGUGUCAAUGAUCCAAGCAACAUGUCUCUCGUAAAAGAAACUGUUGAUAGACUAUUGAAAGGAUAUGACAUUCGCUUGAGGCCAGAUUUCGGAGGUCCUCCGGUGGGAGUGGGGAUGAAUAUAGACAUAGCCAGCAUAGACAUGGUCUCAGAAGUGAAUAUGGACUACACACUGACUAUGUAUUUCCAGCAAGCCUGGCGAGACAAACGUCUGUCCUAUUCUGAGAUUCCUCUUAACCUGACGCUGGAUAACCGGGUAGCCGAUCAGCUGUGGGUGCCAGACACGUACUUCCUAAACGACAAGAAGUCGUUUGUACAUGGUGUGACAGUGAAGAACAGAAUGAUCCGUCUCCAUCCAGAUGGCACUGUGCUUUAUGGGCUCAGGAUCACGACCACUGCCGCCUGCAUGAUGGACUUGCGCAGAUACCCGCUUGAUGAGCAGAACUGCACGCUGGAAAUCGAGAGCUAUGUUAACCAUUUGAUAUAUCUGGCUAAUUGCUAUUUUCAUCCAGGUUCGUAUCCUCGCCUCUCCCUGAGCUUUAAGCUGAAGAGAAACAUUGGCUACUUCAUUCUGCAGACCUACAUGCCCUCCAUCCUAAUCACCAUCCUGUCCUGGGUAUCCUUCUGGAUCAACUAUGAUGCCUCGGCUGCCAGGGUUGCUUUAGGUAUCACCACUGUGCUGACCAUGACCACCAUCAACACACAUUUGCGGGAGACGCUUCCAAAGAUCCCGUAUGUCAAAGCCAUUGACAUGUACCUGAUGGGCUGUUUCGUCUUCGUCUUCCUGGCUCUGCUGGAGUAUGCGCUGGUCAACUACAUCUUCUUCGGCAGAGGACCGCAGCGGCAGAAGAGAGCUGCAGAGAAAGCCUCCAUAGCCAACAAUGAAAAAAUGAGAAUGGAUCCCAACAAAUGGUUGGUGGGAAAUGUAGUUCAGAGAGACGAUACUCUGUAUGCCAGAAUGAAACAGAGGGAUAUUGACUCCAUGCAUGACUCCAUGUGGGAACCGAUCUUUGUGGAUGAUGCAGCAUUAGGACUAGGCGAUUCAAAAAAUAAGAUGGACCCCCAUGAAAACAUCCUUCUCAGUCCUCUGGAAAUCAAGAAUGAAAUGGGCACAUCAGAGUUGACCCUGGGUCUGGGUGACCCGCGUGCAACCAUGCUGGCCUUCGACAGCACCUCGCUGCAGUAUCGCAAACCCGGCCUGGCCAGACACAACUUUGGACGCAAUGCGCUGGAACGCCACGUGGCUCAGAAGAAGAGCCGACUACGGCGGCGCACUUCACAGCUUAAAAUCACCAUCCCUGACUUAACUGACGUCAAUUCAAUCGACAAGUGGUCGAGAAUGAUCUUCCCCACCGUGUUUUCCUUCUUCAACGUCGUCUAUUGGCUUUAUUAUAUCAACUAACUGAAUUCUCGGCCGUCCGAGAAGCGCCACUUAUUUUUAUGUCAGUAUACUCUUCCGUCUGAUUUUGCAAUACAAGCAGGACUUAUGUUGACAAAUUCAAAUCAGGACUAAUUCUCUUUGACCUUGGGUUCACCUUAAUUGCUGGCUGACACUGAUACUCUAAAGAGGUUAAGAACAAACGGUGCCUGCUCCAAAAUUCAAUAGAUUGAGGGUAUUGUUUAGAGUUUGGUUUGCUAGAUUUUUAUUUUUUUUAUGAUUUCUUUUAGAGCAAGAUGCAUCUGUUUUGUUGCCAAGUUAUCAGAACAGUUACUGACGCAAAUUAGUUAUCUUUAUACCAACAGAAAAAUCUAAGUCUUAAGACGAAAAGUGGACGUUUACAGUUCU